Messenger RNA from Monopterus albus (swamp eel), 1812 nucleotides. It is a transcript of the gene mxd1, whose product is annotated as MAX dimerization protein 1. Gene Ontology annotation, biological process: negative regulation of transcription by RNA polymerase II. The transcript has 6 exons. The record is from RefSeq and is a predicted model, not a curated record. Gene Ontology annotation, molecular function: protein dimerization activity; RNA polymerase II cis-regulatory region sequence-specific DNA binding; DNA-binding transcription factor activity, RNA polymerase II-specific. Bases 1069 to 1737 code for a protein of 222 amino acids. Lineage: Eukaryota; Metazoa; Chordata; Actinopteri; Synbranchiformes; Synbranchidae.
AUAACGAGUUAUAUCAGAAAGCAACCACUCAUGACGCGCGAGUCUGUAGUGUUGAAACUGUGUCCAUUACGGCUCUAUAUAGUGCUGUUUGUUGAAUGUUAAUUAGAACCAAAAUGGCCGAAGAAGUCCUUCAGUGGCAGUCAGUCCCAACCAGUUCCUAUGAAUGACGGCUUGAACACCCAAUAGCAGUAUGAUUUGUGAGGUUCGGUACCCAACCACAUCGCAGCACACAGUGGUAUAAUACAGUAGUUAGUUGUUCAGAUCAACAAGCCGCUAUUUUGGAAGCAGUUUGACAAACAUUCACUGUUCUUCAGUUGAUCUCAGCGGCUACCUGUUUCCAACGAGACGUAUCACGCGUGAUCAGCGAUAAACCAGCACAAAACUAGCCAGCCUCAUUGCCCCGAACGUAUAAGGUUGGAUGAUAUCGUCGGUCGAGCUGUAGGGCAGCUAGUUCAUUUUUCUAUUUCAUAUGAGGCAAGUUUGUGACAACGGAACAGCCAGCGUUCUUCUUUUUUGAUUGGCUGAAUCUUUAACGUUACACUACACAAACGGGCUAGCAUAAACUUUUCAUCUUUAAUUUGGCAACUUGUCAAUAGCGCUAACGUUAGCCAACCUCUUGUUUUUUGCCAAUACAACAGUCCAAUACUUCACGUGUUUUAUGUGAAGCAACUCAUAGUUUUGUUUUUGUAAACAAGGCGCUUUUCGACGAACUACCUAUAAAACUAAAGACAUUUAAAUAACUGUUUGCUUUUAAAGAGGGGCAAAGCCUUAGCAUCAGCCUUGUCUAGCCAGCUAUCAGAAAACGCUUACCUGAACCAUUUUAACAGUCAUUAAGGAAGAGAAUUGUUUGGCUUCAAUACGAAUUGGUGCUGUGUUCAUGACAUUUAACUUUUAAACAGCCCGUUUGACACACUGCAGGAGUAACUCUUUAGUGUUACCUCCUGCCUUUUAAAACAAUCCCUAACACAACAGUAAGCCACCCGAGAGCCAGUGGUAGACCUCGAGCAGGUUGUGUGCAGCCACGGAAUCCCUCAUCGGAUUGUUACAUUAUCAGUGUUAUUGUUGAAAAUGGCGGCGAUCGGAAUGGUGCAGAUGUUGAUCGAAGCAGCCGAAUACCUUGAUCGCAGGGAACGAGAAGCUGAACAUGGCUAUGCCUCCAUGCCACCCUUUAUCAGCAGUCGAGAGAGGGAAAGCUUGAAAAGGAAAAGUAAAAGCAAGAAAAACACAAGUAGCAGGUCUACGCACAAUGAAAUGGAAAAGAACAGACGGGCACAUCUACGGCUGUGCUUAGAGCGCUUGAAAUCCCUUGUUCCCUUGGGACCAGAUGCUAACAGGCACACCACCCUCAGCCUGCUGAUGAAGGCCAAAGAUCACAUCAAGAGGUUGGAGGAGAGCGAUAGGAGAGCUCAGCACACCUUAGAGCAGCUACAACGGGAGCAGAGACACCUGAGGAGGCGUUUGGAGCAGCUGGGGGUGGAGAGGACCCGCAUGGACAGUACUGGCUCCAUUGUGUCCUCCGACAAGUCCGACUCCGACCAGGAGGACCUGGAUGUGGAUGUGGAGGGCACUGACUACCUGCUGGGUGACCUGGAGUGGAGCACCAGCAGUGUGAGCGACUCAGGGGACGAGCGAAGCAGCCUGCGCAGCAGCUAUAGCGACGAGGGCUACUCCAGCGCCAGCCUGCAGCGCCUGCAGGACACUCAGGAGAGGGCCAAGCAGCUGGGCUGCAGCCUAUAAACAGCACUGGUCACUGACCCAACACCCACCUCCACUCCUCCAAUCCCAUCCCAAUAUUGUCUCACCACUCCCUGG